UCCAACAAAUUUCUCAUUUUCUUUUAUUGUAUUUUUUCACAUUUUAAUUAUUUAUGUAUUUAUUUUGCAUAUGUUCAAACACUGUUAUAUAACAUCUGCAUUGUACCGGUCUAUAAAAGUUAAUAAUUUAUUCAUUCUAAGUUAUACUUCAUUUUUUGACAAUUUCAUAAAAAAGUAUAACUAAUUUUAUAUGCAAACGAUAAGUUAUGAGUUACCAAACUCUCCACAACAUUGAAAAAAGUCUACGAGACAAGGGUCACAUGUACUUUCAUUAUCCAUAUAUUAUAAUUUAGUCUUAAUUGUUGUUUUAUUUUUUUUUUUUUUUUUUAAAUUAUACUUCAUAUUUUAAAUUCUAACAUUUUUUUAGAUUUUUUUUAUUCAUUUGAAUAUGAUUUUUUUUCAUUGGCAUAUACUUAAAUGUUGUAAGAUAUUAAUGAGACAUUAUCUCACUAUCAUUGUUAGAGAUUUUCGAUACAUGAAGUCAAUCAACCAUCAAUUUUGAUGCAACUAUUGGAUCACGAGGGUUCAAAAAUCUUUGUAUUGAGUAAAAAACAACGACAUGCAAAAUUUGAAUGCCACGUCGUUAUUGAAAAUUUUAAAAUAAUAGAUAUGAGCCACAUAGAGAUGAUGAAGAGAUUAAAGGUGUGGGUGUACAAGGAAGGAGAACAGCCAUUGGUGCAUGAUGGACCUAUAAACAACAAAUAUGCCAUAGAAGGACAAUUCAUUGACGAAAUGGACACAAGUAACAAGAGCCCAUUCAAGGCUAACCACCCUGAAGAGGCCCAUGUGUUCUUUCUUCCUUUCAGUGUUUAUAAGGUCAUUCGGUAUGUUUACAAGCCUAGAAGGUCAGUUUUAGAUUAUGAUGCUCACCGCUUACAGCUUUUGGUGGAAGAUUAUAUUAACAUUAUUGCAAACAAGUAUCCUUAUUGGAAUAGAAGCCAAGGUGCUGACCAUUUUUUUGUUUCAUGCCAUGAUUGGGGUCCAAGAGUCUCUUAUGCCAAUCCACAACUCUUCAAAUACUUCAUUAGAGCACUAUGCAAUGCCAACACUUCAGAAGGAUUCAGGCCCAACAGAGACGUGUCCAUACCUCAAAUAAAUUUGCCUUUUCGAAAGCUUGGCCCACAUAAUACGGCCCAACACCCUGAUAAACGAAGUAUAUUAGCAUUUUUUGCUGGUGGAGCCCACGGUAAGAUUAGAAAAAAACUACUCAAGCAAUGGAAGGACAAGGAUAAAGAAGUUCAAGUUCAUGAGUACCUUCCAAAGGGUCAAGACUAUACAAAGUUAAUGGGCCUAAGCAAGUUCUGCUUGUGCCCUAGUGGACACGAAGUGGCAAGUCCAAGAGUAGUGGAAGCAAUUUAUGCAGGGUGUGUCCCUGUCAUAAUUUCUCACAAUUACUCUUUGCCUUUUAGUGAUGUGCUAAAUUGGAGUCAAUUUUCAAUGGAAAUUGCAGUUGAUAGAAUACCAAAAAUUAAGACUAUUUUACAAAAUGUUACAAAUGCUAAAUAUCGGGUGUUGUAUUCAAAUGUGAGACGUGUACGAAGGCAUUUUGAGAUGAAUAGGCCAGCAAAACCAUUUGAUUUGAUACAUAUGACACUUCAUUCUAUUUGGCUUCGAAGAUUAAAUUUUAAAUUGAUAAUUCCACCCUAAAGAAUUAUAACUCAUUUUUUCAUUUUCA
Messenger RNA from Cicer arietinum (chickpea), 1675 nucleotides. Its product is annotated as xylogalacturonan beta-1,3-xylosyltransferase-like. NCBI's taxonomy places the organism in Eukaryota, Viridiplantae, Streptophyta, Magnoliopsida, Fabales, Fabaceae. Gene Ontology annotation, molecular function: glycosyltransferase activity. The record is from RefSeq and is a predicted model, not a curated record.